Drosophila santomea is the source of this 1512-nucleotide messenger RNA. It is a transcript of the gene Nse4, whose product is annotated as non-structural maintenance of chromosome element 4. Gene Ontology annotation, cellular component: nucleus; Smc5-Smc6 complex. Gene Ontology annotation, biological process: DNA repair. The transcript is spliced from 5 exons. The record is from RefSeq and is a predicted model, not a curated record. The coding region runs from base 99 to 977 and encodes 292 amino acids. Lineage: Eukaryota; Metazoa; Arthropoda; Insecta; Diptera; Drosophilidae.
UACAAUUGUUUACAGAUUUCCCGAAAUCAUUUUCAAAGGAUCAUUCCGAAUUGCCUUUAACUUUAAUUUGAUUUAUUUCGUAUUUAAUUACGAAUACUAUGGACGCGUCACAAAGCCAAUCCCAAACGGAGGGGUCGGCCCAAGAUGCUCGCAUUUUGUGUCUGCAAAAUCUGAUCGAAAAGAAUAUUGAGCUAGAGCAGCAGAUCGAAAGCAACACCUUUGGCCAGUCUAUCGCAGCCAUAGAGGAAAUCAUUCAAACAGCCGACAACAUCAGCAAGGGACAUGAAGACCGCCGUACAAACUCCACGGAACUUGUCCUGGACACGGAGUUACUGCGUCGCAAUCACGACGUUGUGGCCAAAGCUAUCCAGCAUAACACAAACUUUACGGACCGAAUGCUGGUCACGGCGAUCAACGAUUUGGUUUUCAAAGAGCACGAAGAGGAUUGGGAUGCAGUAUGUUCAUUGGCCAUUCAGUUCGGAAGACCGCUCUUCACCAAUGACAGUAUGCUGCCCUUCAUAGAUGUUACUCCAAAGGAGGUGGUUCAGAAGCAACGUGCUCCCCGCAAGACGAAAUCUCAAGUAGAUGAGAAGCGUCCGGAAAAGAGUGACCAAUUGGAACGCAAGGACGAAGGAGCAGCGUCCGUUACCCACAUGAUGAAACAAAUAAGACAAAUAUAUCGAGAGGGCAAUCAACAGCCGAUUCCGUAUUUUAAACUAAUUUGCGAUCCAAACAACUUUAUGGACACUGUUCAGAACGCCUUGCAACUUUCCUUUCUUGUGAAGGAGAACUAUAUUUCCAUCGAAAACGGCGAGGAUGGUUUGCCAUUGGUCCGCGUUGUGAAUUCAAAAUCAGUCGAAGGAAACGAAACGGCCCAGGCUAUUUGCUCCAUCGAUGUUUCCUUUUGUGAGAAAAUGAUAAAGCACUACAACUUACGUGAGCCCAUGUUGAAAAAACUCCCAUUUAGUGAAAGCUAGAUACACAACUUAGUCUCUCUUAAUAGUUUAUAAUGUUAUUAAUAAAACGUACAGAAUGUUUUAAGUUACUUAUCUCCUGCAUUCAAUUUUAUUCUACCACCGAAUACUAACACAUAUGAAUGUUAUAAAUAAUCGGGUAAUUGAAAGUGUUCUUCCCCCCAAACAUUAAGUAAUUAACGUAAUAUCAACACAAAAUCAUUAAAUGAAUUUUAUUACUCAAACAGUUACUUCACAGUUCAAACAGUUCCCCCAAUAUUUUACUACGAAUCCGCCCCUGCCAUUAUGUCAAUUUUUAUGACCGCCUACAAAUUGUGAAAUAUGUAGUAGGGGCACUUGUGAAGUUAUAGCAAUAAUAAGAAACUAAAUAUUAGAUAGACAUGGCUUUUUAUAACUAUAGAUAUUUAUUCGAUAUUUAAUUCUGUCUUGGAUUAUGUUGUAAAUAGUUCUAAUAAUAUAACGUACCUUUGCACUUUUAAUGCUACCUGCCCUCAAUAAAAUUACACUAUUAAAAUGCAUUGCAUAGCGGAAAAAUGAA